AUGUCAAUAGUUUACAAUAAAACACCAUUGUUACGCCAAUUCUUCCCCAGUAAGUCACCUGCACAGUUUUUUUUGAAAUAUGAAUGUCUCCAACCAAGUGGCUCUUUCAAAAGUAGAGGAAUAGGUAACCUCAUCCUGAAAAACGCCAUCCGAAUUCAAAAGGACGGUAGGAGGUCUCCACAGGUUUUUGCUAGUUCUGGGGGGAAUGCAGGUCUUGCCGCCGCUACAACAUGUCAGAGGCUAUCUUUGCCAUGUACAGUAGUGGUUCCUACAGCAACAAAGAAAAGAAUGGUUGAAAAAAUUAGGAACACCGGUGCUCAAGUUAUCGUGAACGGCGCUUAUUGGAAGGAAGCAGAUACUUUUUUGAAGGCAAAUAUCAUGAAUCAAAUAGACUCUCAGGUUGUUGAGCCCAUUUAUGUUCAUCCCUUUGAUAAUCCUGAUAUUUGGGAAGGGCAUUCGUCUAUGGUAGACGAAAUAGUUCAGGACCUGAAAUCUCAACGUAUUUCCAUGAACAAAGUGAAAGGUAUAGUCUGUAGCGUCGGUGGCGGUGGUUUAUAUAAUGGUAUUAUUCAGGGGUUGGAGAGAUAUCAUCUAGCUGAUAAGAUCCCUAUCGUAGGAGUGGAAACAAAUGGAUGUCACGUUUUUAAUACUUCUCUCAGAAUUGGCCAACCAGUUCAGUUCAAAAAAAUAACAAGUAUUGCUACGUCUUUAGGGACCGCCGUUAUCUCUAAUCAAACUUUUGAAUAUGCUCACAAAUAUAACACCAAAUCUGUUGUCAUAGAGGACAAAGAUGUCAUUGAAACCUGUCUCAAAUAUACACAUCAAUGCAACAUGGUAGCUGAACCAGCAUGUGGUGCCGCAUUGCAUUUAGGUUAUCACACGGAGAUACUAGAAAAGGCAUUGGGCUCAAAAUUAGCCGCGGAUGACAUCGUGAUAAUUAUUGCUUGUGGUGGAUCUUCAAAUACCGUACAGGAUUUGGAAGAAACGUUGGAAGACCUGAAAAAACAAGGUCUCCCUGCAAUUGAAACGGCCGACAAUUUUAUCUUUGUCGAAAAGACCUCCACUAUUUUGAAGAGUGCUUGA
Saccharomyces kudriavzevii IFO 1802 is the source of this 1083-nucleotide messenger RNA. It is a transcript of the gene CHA1, whose product is annotated as L-serine/L-threonine ammonia-lyase CHA1. Gene Ontology annotation, molecular function: threonine deaminase activity; pyridoxal phosphate binding; L-serine ammonia-lyase activity. Lineage: Eukaryota; Fungi; Ascomycota; Saccharomycetes; Saccharomycetales; Saccharomycetaceae. Bases 1 to 1083 code for a protein of 360 amino acids. The transcript has a single exon. Gene Ontology annotation, biological process: L-serine catabolic process; L-threonine catabolic process. The record is from RefSeq and is a predicted model, not a curated record.